Ziziphus jujuba (common jujube) is the source of this 1204-nucleotide messenger RNA. RefSeq names its product acidic endochitinase-like. Gene Ontology annotation, biological process: carbohydrate metabolic process. Gene Ontology annotation, cellular component: extracellular region. Lineage: Eukaryota; Viridiplantae; Streptophyta; Magnoliopsida; Rosales; Rhamnaceae. Gene Ontology annotation, molecular function: chitinase activity. The coding region runs from base 200 to 1099 and encodes 299 amino acids. The record is from RefSeq and is a predicted model, not a curated record. The transcript has a single exon.
ACUCGUGUAUUAAAUAUCUAGCUAGGUUUAACCUAAGAAAUAUUAACUCUUCAUUUCUUUUUCUAACUCCUGAGAGACGGCAACAAUUAAUUUUCUUACCCGCCAAACACGCCUUUCACAUAUAGUUGUAUAAUUUUUUCUUCCUGCCCUCACUUGACUCCCGCACCUAUAAGUACAGAACCAAUUUCAGUAUUAGUAUAUGCUUAAUUUAACCAUCGACAUGGCAAGCAAAACACAGUAUUCCUCUAUUUUACUCCUUUUCCUUGUCGUUUUCUCCGCUUUCAAGCCCUCUCAAGCUGGAGGAAUCGCCAUAUAUUGGGGCCAAAACGGCAACGAAGGUACCUUAGCCGAUACUUGUAACUCGGGUAACUAUCAAUUCGUCAACAUAGCUUUUCUUACUACCUUCGGCAAUGGCCAAACCCCAGUGCUAAACCUAGCCGGGCAUUGCGAUCCAAGCGCCGGUACGUGCACCAGUUUAAGUGCCGACAUAACAUCCUGCCAAGGCAAAGGCAUCAAAGUCCUCCUUUCCAUCGGAGGUGGUGUAGGAAGCUACUCUCUUUCCUCCGCAGAGGACGCAAAGCAGGUUUCCGAUUACCUCUGGAACAACUUCCUUGGCGGUCAGUCCAGUUCCCGUCCUCUCGGUGAUGCAGUAUUGGACGGAAUCGAUUUCGACAUCGAGGCCGGUUCCGGGCAGUUCUGGGAUGAGCUGGCUAGGUCCCUAAAUGGUCACACCGAACGGAAAGUUUACUUGGCUGCAGCACCACAGUGUCCCUUCCCUGAUGAUAACCUUAAGGGAGCCAUCCAAACUGGGCUUUUUGAUUAUAUUUGGGUUCAGUUCUACAACAAUGGUCAAUGCCAAUAUGGUGGAGACACUAACAAACUUUUAAGCUCUUGGAACCAGUGGACUGCUUCUCCAACCCAACAAUUGUUCAUGGGGCUACCCGCGGCGCCUGAGGCGGCUCCUGGAUUUAUUCCGUCCGACGUUCUCAUCUCUCAAGUUCUUCCAACCAUUAAGAGCUCUCCCAAGUAUGGAGGAAUUAUGCUUUGGAACAGACAGUUUGAUACUGACUAUAGCAACGCCAUUAAAGCAAGCGUCUAAGCUUGUAUUGCUAGUAUUGUCUUGCUUGCUGAACAAUUUACAGUAUUAAUCAUUAUGAUACUAAAUAAACAUUAAAGCAUGAUUAUUGUUUUUGAUUAUAUUUAA